GGGCUAUGAUUAACCAAUCUUUAACCUGUCCUACAUUUCAUUUAGUCACAAACAUGAGUUUGGAUUCUGUUUUGCAUUGAAUUCUACAUAUGGUAUUCCAUGGUAGCUGGAAUUUAUGAAGAUGUGUAGUUGAAUAACAUACAGAUAUCUUGGAUAAUUCUACAUUGCACAGAAGAGGGUUUAGGAUUCACAAACAUGUGUAUGCCUGAAUGACGUUUGCCUUGUUUGUUACAAAUUGGGAAUCGUUAUGGAGAGGAAGGUGUCAGAGGGGGGAAAGGAUGAAGUUGUAGAUAUUGAGAAGGGUGGGAGUGUGAGUGUGAGUGUGAGUGGCAGUGGGGAUGGAGAGAGAGAAUGCAGGGUAUGUCAUAUGGGUGUGGAAAAAAACCAGGACAUUGAGUUGGGUUGUGCCUGCAAGGCAGAUCUAGCUUUUGCCCAUAAGCAAUGUGCAGAGACUUGGUUCAAAAUCAAGGGCGACAGAACAUGUGAAAUAUGUGGCUCAACUGCCCGCAAUGUUGUGGGCCUCGAGGAUGGCGAGGUUGUUGAACAGUGGAAUGAAGGCAAUGCUCCUACUCCAUCAACCUCCGAGGAGAGAAACUCAUGGCUGGGACAUCGCUUUCUUAAUUUCUUGCUGGCAUGUGUUAUUUUUGCAUUCGUAAUAUCCUGGCUUUUCCGUUUUGGUAUUCCUACUUGAUUGCAGUGGAAAGUAUUUCUUAGAUUUCUCAUAUAUAAGAACUGAAUAUUCUAAGGGCUUUAUGGAGACAUAGCUCUUCAUUAUAUGUAUUCUUGUAUGUUGUGGCAUUCAAAAUGUGUGGAAUAACUAAGGCUUAAAUUCUUGCAAAAUUGUAUUUCUCAUUGGAAAAUAAAAAAGCUGAAACUUUUUGGAUUUUCCAACCAAGAGCUCAUCUCUAAAAGUCACUCUGUAUCCCGCUCCAAAUGCCAGUGUAGGCAGAACGGUAAUUCAGAUUCAUGUACAGUUGCAAAUAUAAUUCUCAACUUGAACCUACAUGAUAUAGUUAUGUUGAGUUUUCUCCUAUUUUGCAUCUAUAUUGAUGGUUCUGAUGUCCAGAAGAUUACCUCUCCAAAAUUUACCUCAGUAAUGUGCAUACUGUUUUUAUGGCAUGGGUUUAAGCAAGAUGCUAAUUUGUUGAUAUUGGCUACAUGGCAGCAAAGCCAUCAACAGGUCUCAGAAGUAUGUUUAGACGACUGGGGUUCAGAGGCUUGCAUAUAACCGUUUAUCAAAGUGAUUUGCUCCCGGUCAUGAAAAGCAUCAAUGUACUAAAAGAGGUGUGCUUUAUCUUGUGGUUUUCUGGUAGAGUAUCCAGAUCUAUUUUCAUUUGUGUGUAAUUGUCAUCAGGGUUACAAGCGGUCUUCCUUCAACAGGUCUUCACCUUUACCGUUUAAUUUCCAGAUACAUAUGUUUGGUAUGCACUGCUAUUUCCUGUACUAUUGUAGUUUAAUUAAAUAUAUUAUAUUUUAACUCAAUAAAUAUUUGAUUGCAAUAUGAGGUAAGCUAAAGCUUUUUUUGA
Molecule: messenger RNA, 1526 nt
Organism: Cryptomeria japonica (Japanese cedar)
Lineage: Eukaryota; Viridiplantae; Streptophyta; Pinopsida; Cupressales; Cupressaceae
Exons: 2
Coding region: 248-691 (147 amino acids)
Molecular function (GO): zinc ion binding
Source: RefSeq, a predicted model, not a curated record